Molecule: messenger RNA, 3439 nt
Organism: Amphibalanus amphitrite
Lineage: Eukaryota; Metazoa; Arthropoda; Thecostraca; Balanomorpha; Balanidae
Exons: 5
Coding region: 1125-2660 (511 amino acids)
Biological process (GO): stabilization of membrane potential; potassium ion transmembrane transport
Cellular component (GO): membrane
Molecular function (GO): potassium ion leak channel activity
Source: RefSeq, a predicted model, not a curated record
CCGGCCGGCCGGACCGGCCGCGGCUGGUGGUGGACACUGGGGGCCCGAGGGUCGCUGUGCGGCCGCCGACCGGCCCUCUGCCGCGGCGCCGAGUGGCGACACCUCGCAGAGUCUGAGCGGAGCCGGGCCCGAUCGGCCGGCGUCUCCCGAGCCGCUGCUGUCCAGAGGCCGCCGCUCAGUCGCGUGGACAGAGGCACGGGCCGACGGCGAGUUUUUAUCAAGUGACUGCGUGAGGCGACUCGGGUGCCUGGUGAGCGGUUGCGUUUCAGUGUUUUACGAGUUGCAGAAUGUGUCCUCGGCGGCCGGGCUCUGCGUAUGCGUAUCGAUAAACAGACUGGCCCUGGCUGUCAAAGGAUCUGGGACGCGUCUUCCUGGAGUGAGAGGCCUUUUCCGACAGUCGGAGCUCGGACAGACUACCAAGUGCCUAACGGUGAAAACGGUGCCCUAAGGACGGAGUGCCUUUUGAACAGCGAACCUGAGCGUAAUCGGUCAGAAUUGACUGCGUGUGCCUGUCGAACAGUGCCGAUCUCCAGUUGGUCGAAACCAAGUGUCUUUCAUUGAAACCGCAGAAACAAGACUGCAUAUUGCAAUAGAGUUUGUCGGACGAAAUACGGGGUGCUUGUAAGACAGGAGUGUUGAGUGACUGUGAAGUGAGACUCGGUCGGUCAGAGACGGCGCAUUCCUGAUCCAUGCUCACAGGUUCCUUUGUGUUCCGUGAUACCGGUUGCUCAUUGUGUUCUCAUCUUACCUGCAGCUGCCCUCGGUUCUACGGGGCUACAUAUAGCGGGUAUAACUAGUGAGCCCCAGCAGUCCCACAUCACCCACAGAAUCUCCGGUCCAUAAUCCCGCUGUACCCAGUUCUGGUCCCGUCUCCAGCGGCCCAACCAUGUCUCAGCAGCUUUGAGCUUCGAUUCCUUUCCCAGCAGCCCGGGUCUCUCCUCUUGCUGUCCCACCAGCUCCGACCCCUUCCCAGCAGCUCCAGCUCCUCCUCUCAUAGUCCCAGCAGCUCUGGUCCCGUCUCAGCAGCUACUUCCGGCCAUCCCAGCUCCGCACGGCUCACGGCCGUCUGCUGAUCGUUUAGCGGCGGCCGGACCUGCUGAGCGUGACUGAGCAGCCGGCGCAGGAUGGCCGUGCCGGUACCCAAGGGCGAGGACUUUGGCCGCCGGCAGCGGUCGCGGCGCACGCUGGUGCUCGCCGCCGUGUUCCUCGUCUACCUGGCGCUCGGCGGCGUCGUGUUCGGCCGACUCGAGGUCUACGAGAAGGAGCGCACCGUGCUGCGGACAGAACCCGCCUGGCGCGCGCUGAAAGAUCACCUCAACGUGACGGAGAGUGCCGGCAUCCAGGAACAGCCGCCGCCAGCGGAUGACCCUGGCGUGGACCGGACGGGGUCAGAGCAGGACCCGAGGUCGGGUCUCGAGUCUGAGCCAAACUCCAAGUCAGGCAAUGAGUCCGACACAGCCUCAAGGCCGAAACCUGAGUCAGAAUCGGACCCCAGGUCAGACCCUGCAGCAGAGUCAGACUCCAGGUUGAGCUCUGAGUCAGUGACUAGGUCGAGGUCGAGUCCUGACUCGGAGUCGGACUCAUGGACAGCUCUGAAGGCAGCUGCCGUGGCCAAGUGCGAUCCAGAGACGGCGGCAGAGAUUGGCUACGGUCACAUCUCGCCGUCAUCUGCGGGCGGCCAGAUCUUCUGCAUCUUCUACUCUCUGUUGGGCAUCCCAAUCAGCGGCCUGCUCCUGGCCGGCCUCUCGGACUUCUUCGCCGGAAACCUGCUCAACUUCUACGACUCCAAGUGGCAGAAGAGAUGGGGUGAAUCCAGAUGGAGUCUGGCCGGUUUCACGGCUCUGUACCUGCUGGUCGGCUUCCUUCUAUUUGUGUUCGCCCCGGCCGUGGUGUUCACCUGGCUCGAGGGCUGGAACUACCGCGAGUCCGUCUACUACGCCUUCAUCACGCUCUCCACCAUUGGAUUCGGAGACUACACCGCAGCGAUCGCGAACGACGACGCCUGGACCACCGUCUACAAGGUGUUUGUCAUGCUCUGGGUGCUGAUCGGCCUCGGCUACUGGGUGCUCGUGCUCAACUUCCUACAGAAGGCGCUCAAGUCCAAGGAGGUGGUGGCCGGACUGCGACAGACCUCCAAGCUGAUCGCCAAGGAGGCCGAGGACAUCCGGCAGGCUCUGGUCGACGCCGGCAUCCUGCAACGUGACGCCGUCUUUGUGCCCGAACACUCCAAGAUGACCAUGAACCUGAUGAUGAACAUGAGUUCGAUGUUGGCGGUCGGUGGCCCCCACGCGGACGGGGCGGGGGCAGAGGCCGGCGCCCCGGCGCCGCACCUCGGCGAGGUACGCGGCAUCCACUCGAUGGGCGCCUCGUUGCGCUCUAACAGUCUGCUCAGCGCGCUGAUGGCCUCCCUGCCGCCGUCUGCCGCGGCCGCGCCCCAGACGCCGGCGGCCGCCCCGGUCACAGCUGAGGGCGCCGCCGCACUGACGCCCCUGCUGGAGCAGCGUGCAGAGGAGAGCUCUGUAGAGCAGCGUGCAGAGGAGAGUGCCGGGGGCGAGGACACGGAGGAGGGCACUGGGGGACAGGGCACGGAGCAGUGUACUCGGGGACAGGGUACAGCUGAGAGUCCUGCGGACCAGCGCACAGAAGAGAGCCCCGUCUGAGCUACUGGGACAGUCGCGCUCGUCUGAGCUGCUGGGGUGCGGCCCGGCGUCCCGUUUUAGGUGAUGAGACAGCCCUGGAAUUCCGUGUGAGGUGGUGUGAAAGUGCUAAAUAUGUAAGUCCCGAUUGACUUGGUGGGCUACCUUGAAUGUCCGUCGAAUUGGAGGGGCAGGGGAAGUAUGCUGGGCCUCGUUCGUUCCGAGAGCCCCUAGGCUGGCCUGAUUGUCGAGGGAGCAAUAAGACAGUGCCAGAUAUCCCCCGCAGGUGAGCUAAAGCGGAUAUGAAACGUUUUAAGGUAAACUUUCAUUCCACAUCGACUCGAGUUGUUUGUUUUAGAACUUCUCUUUUCUUACUGUCACAUGAGAACGUAGGAUUUAGAAGGGUUGUAUGUAGAUUUGCUAUUGCUAUUCUUUGGCUAUUCUUGUAGUUAGUUGAAGAUGACGCGCUUUUUCAUACGUUAUUUUAAGAUCUUAGAAGCUUGACGAAUCACUAGUGUGCCUAUCAACCGUUUACGGACAAAUCUUUUAAAUCCUGAUUAGAUAUGUGCAUGCGUUGGGAUAUCAGACUCAGACAAUAGGUACUGAACGAGACAUCUGAAAUAUUUUGAAUAUCAUUAAGUACCUAACUAUGUAUUAGGAUCCAUGACAACGUGUUGAAUUUAAAUACGUGUUUUGACUGCUUUGUAUGUUUGCACUCUGCUCAAGCAAUGGUGCUGAACUGAAAUGACUGUGUCGCUUUUGAGAACAUUGAGUAUUGAUAAUAAUACAUUAAAAAGAACUUA